AUGGACCAUCAGUUCAAUUUUCCAAAAGAGGAGGAAAAGAUCAUUGAAUUUUGGAGGGAAAUAGAUGCUUUCAAUACUCAAAUACGACUAUCCAAAGAUAGACCACCAUAUUCAUUUUACGACGGCCCUCCGUUUGCCACUGGACUCCCGCAUUAUGGACAUUUACUGGCAGGUACCAUCAAGGAUAUUGUAACUCGUUACGCGACUCAGACUGGUCAUUAUGUUGAACGCCGAUUUGGAUGGGACUGUCACGGGCUUCCUGUUGAGUAUGAAAUUGACAAAAAAUUGAACAUCAAGGGAAAAGAUGAUGUAUUAGCAUUAGGUAUUGACAAAUAUAAUGAAGAUUGUAGAAAUAUUGUAAUGCGAUAUUCAGGAGCAUGGAGAGAAACAGUAGAACGCCUUGGUCGCUGGAUUGAUUUCGACAAUGAUUACAAAACGUUGAAUACAACAUUUAUGGAGAGCGUUUGGUGGGUUUUUAAGCAGUUAUACGAAAAAGAACAGGUAUAUCGAGGAGUGAGGAUUAUGCCUUUCUCGACAGCUUGUACUACACCUCUUUCAAACUUUGAAGCAGCGCAAAAUUACAAGGAUGUAAAUGAUCCUGCAAUUGUAGUUUCAUUUCCUUUGAUUCAUGAUCCAGAAGUGUCGUUACUUGCAUGGACUACGACACCAUGGACAUUACCUAGUAAUUUGGCAUUGUGCACACAUCCUGAUUUUGAGUAUAUUAAAAUUAAGGAUCAAAUAUCUGGAAAUACAUAUAUUUUAUUAGAAAAAUGUUUAAAUAUAUUAUACAAAGACCUUAAGAAAGCAAAAUUUAUCAUAGAACAAAAGCUACUGGGUAAAGAUAUGAAAGGAUGGGAGUAUAUACCUCUAUUUGAAUAUUUUGUUCCUCAGUUCAAAGGUAAAGGAUUUAUUGUCGUCAAUGACACUUAUGUCACUGAUGAUAGCGGUACUGGAAUUGUCCACCAAGCUCCGGCGUUUGGUGAGGAAGAUUACCGCGUAUGCAUUGCAAACAAUAUAAUAACCGAGGAUGGAUUUCUUCCAUGUCCUGUUAAUGAGCAAGGACAUUUUACUAAUGAAGUUUCUGAAUUUGCCGGAAUUCACGUGAAGGAAGCGGACAAGAAUAUCCAGAAAUUUUUGAAACAAAAAAAUCGAUUGAUUAUCCAAUCUCAAAUGAUGCAUAGUUAUCCUUUUUGUUGGCGCUCGGACACCCCUUUAAUUUACAAGGCAGUUCCAUCCUGGUUCGUUCGAGUCAAGCCAAUUAUUGACAAAUUAUUGAAGAACAAUCAAGAAAGUUAUUGGGUUCCCGAAUUUGUUAAAGAAAAGCGAUUUACUAAUUGGGUGAUCAACGCACGUGAUUGGAAUAUUUCGCGUAAUCGAUAUUGGGGUACUCCUAUACCUCUUUGGGCUAGUGAAGACUAUGAAGAGAUUAUUUGUAUAGGUUCUUUGGCGGAAUUAGAGGAACUAUCUGGUUGUGGAAAUUUAACAGAUAUUCAUCGUGAUAAGAUUGAUCACAUCACAAUUCCUUCAAAGAAGGGUAAAGGUGUUCUGAAAAGGGUCGAGGAAGUAUUCGAUUGUUGGUUUGAGUCGGGCAGUAUGCCUUAUGCUCAAUGUCAUUACCCUUUUGAAAACAAAGAAAAGUUUGAAAGUUCCUUUCCCGCGGAUUUCAUUGCCGAAGGAUUGGAUCAGACUCGCGGAUGGUUCUAUACCUUAAUGGUAUUGUCUACACACCUUUUUGACAAGCCAGCAUUUAAGAACUUAAUUGUUAAUGGUUUGGUAUUGGCCUCAGAUGGAAAAAAAAUGAGCAAACGUCUAAAGAAUUAUCCUGAACCGAUGACUAUUAUUAAUGCAUAUGGUGCUGACGCCCUUAGAUUGUAUCUUAUCAAUUCGCCGGUUGUUCGUGCGGAGCCACUGAGGUUCAAAGAAGAAGGCGUUAAAGAAGUUAUAUCAAAGGUUUUCUUGCCUUGGUAUAAUGCAUAUCGUUUUUUCGCGUCUCAAGUGAUUCUUCUCAAGAAGGAAACCGGUAUAGACUUUAAAUAUAACCCUAGCCUAACAAAAUCCUCAAAUGUUAUGGACAGAUGGAUAUUGGCUUGUACUCAGAGCCUUAUUAAAUUUGUGCGUGGCGAAAUGGAAGCAUACCGACUUUAUACUGUUGUUCCAAGAUUGUUAGAUCUUAUAGAACAAUUGACCAAUUGGUAUGUCAGAUUUAACCGUAAGCGUUUGAAAGGUGAAAAUGGCCCAGAAGACACAGUGUGUGCUUUGAACACUCUUUUUGAGGUCCUUUAUACCCUAUGCCGUGCUAUGGCCUCAUUUACGCCCUUCCUUACUGAGCAUAUAUACCAAAACCUGAAAAAGUUUAUUCCCUCAUUUGAUUCUACUGAGGAUGUUCGUUCUGUUCAUUUUUUAUAUUUUCCGGAGGUAAAAGAAGAAUAUUUCGAUUCAGAAAUUGAACGUAGUAUGUCAAGGAUGCAGGCAGUCAUCGAUUUGGAACUUGUCGUUUUACAUUCUAACUCACAAUACCAUUCGGACAUUCUUUCUCUUCAAAAUUAUAUUAUUGAGGAACUUAAUAUUAAAAAUCUCAUAGUCACAGCCGAAGAAGAUAAUUAUGGAAUCAAAUAUCGAGCGGAGGCUGACUGGAAAAUUUUGGGUCAAAAACUUAAGAAAGAUCUUGUAAAGGUUAAGAAGGCGUUGCCAACAUUGUCAUCGGAUCAAGUUAAAGAAUUCCUUAGUACGAAAGAAAUGUUAAUCGACAGCAUUAAGGUGGUCGAAGAAGAUCUUCAGGUGAUCAGAUAUCACGAGAAGGUCGAUAGUCAUUACGAAACACACACAGACAAAGAUGUCUUUAUACUUUUGGAUGUUAAAGUUUAUCAAGAAUUACAAGAUGAAGGGUUGGCACGCGAAGUUGUGAACCGUGCUGGAUUACAGGCCACGGAUCCUGUCUUGACGUAUUAUUCAUUUAUUAAAGAUGUAAAUAAUCAAAUUGAGAGAGUACUUCAGACACAGUCGGAUGUUAUUGUAAAAAUUCUGAAACGCUCAUUAUUACCGAUUUCCGAAAAAGCAGAAAGUGGCGAGAUUAUUAUUGAAGAAGAACAAGAG
Acaulospora morrowiae is the source of this 3093-nucleotide messenger RNA. NCBI's taxonomy places the organism in Eukaryota, Fungi, Glomeromycota, Glomeromycetes, Diversisporales, Acaulosporaceae. The record is from the annotation of a GenBank genome assembly.